Molecule: messenger RNA, 3293 nt
Organism: Syzygium oleosum
Lineage: Eukaryota; Viridiplantae; Streptophyta; Magnoliopsida; Myrtales; Myrtaceae
Product: ABC transporter A family member 2-like
Exons: 16
Coding region: 108-2996 (962 amino acids)
Biological process (GO): transmembrane transport; lipid transport
Cellular component (GO): intracellular membrane-bounded organelle; membrane
Molecular function (GO): ABC-type transporter activity; lipid carrier activity; ATP hydrolysis activity
Source: RefSeq, a predicted model, not a curated record
UCGAAAAAACCCAGAGCAGAAAAAAGCUCUCGACUUCGGCUUCGAUCUAACAGCAGAUCAACUCGACAUCGAUCGAGGGCUCGAGAUUUUCUUCUUCUUCUUCUUCCAUGGAGUUGCAGAGCGGAGCUCCGCUGCUGCUCCAGCAGUACAGGGCCCUGCUCAGGAAGAACCUGCUGCUGUCGUGGCGGAACAGGCGCGCCACCUUCCUCCACCUCUUCUCCUCCUUCUUCUUCAUCUUCCUCAUCUUCUGCGUCGAGAAGGCCACCCACGCCCGCAUCGCCCGGUCCGCCGCCUUCGAGGGCGUGGCCGACCCGGAGCCCCUGGUGUCCCCGCCCAUCCCGCCCUGCGAGGACAAGUUCUACGUCAGGUCCCCCUGCUUCGACUUCGUCUGGAGCGGCAACGCCAGCGGCGCGGUCGCGGGGAUCGUGGACAGCAUAAGGAACAAUAACCCCGGCAGGCCCAUUCCUGAGAGCAAGGUUUUGUCAUUUGGAACGGCCGAGGAAGUGGACGCGUGGUUGUACAGUAAUCCUAUGCGGUGUCCUGGAGCUUUGCAUUUCACGGAAAUGAAUUCCAGUGUCAUCCGGUAUGGCAUACAAACUAACUCCACUCCAGUUAUGAAGCGAGGUCAAUAUGAGGAUCCCACUUUCAAGUUUCAGAUACCUCUUCAGAUUGCGGCUGAGCGGGAAAUUGCGCGGUCUCUUAUUGGAGAUUCAAAGUUUAGUUGGGUUGUUGGGCUGAAGGAAUUUGCACACCCUGCAGUUGAAAUUUUCUCUGCAGUUGCCACUGUUGGGCCAGCCUUCUUCCUUGCAGUCGCCAUGUUUAGCUUUGUACUUCAAAUCAGUUCUUUGAUCACAGAAAAGGAGCUGAAACUCCGCCAGGCGAUGACCAUGAUGGGCCUUUACGAUACUGCCUAUUGGCUUUCAUGGCUCACUUGGGAGGGCAUCAUAACGAUCCUUUCUUCGUUGUUCAUAGUCCUCUUCGGGAUGAUGUUUCAGUUUGAUUUUUUCUUGAAUAACAGCUUCCCUGUCGUGUUCCUGUUGUUCUUCCUAUUCCAACUCAAUAUGAUUGGCUUUGCCUUCAUGUUGUCAGCCUUCAUUAGCAAGGCCUCUUCAUCCACAACUGUGGGUUUCUCCAUAUUUAUUAUUGGCUUUCUAACUCAGCUUGUCACGGCGUAUGGAUUUCCCUACAGUCAAAUCUUCGAUAAUCGUUACCGAGCCAUCUGGUCACUCUUUCCACCGAAUCUCCUUGCUGAAGCUCUGAAGCUGCUCUCUCAAGCAACUUCCACCCCCGACGAUCCUGGAAUUAGCUGGAGGAGGCGUGCGAAGUGCGCACCAAAGGACACAGAAUGCGUGAUAUCAAUUAACGACAUCUAUAUAUGGCUUGUGGCAACUUUCUUUGUGUGGUUUAUUUUAGCUAUCUAUUUUGAUAAUGUAUUCCCAAAUGCAUCUGGAGUGAGGAAGUCAAUGUUUUAUUUCUUAAAUCCUGGCUACUGGACGGGGAAAGGUGGAGGCAAAGGGGAAGAGGGUGGCAUUUGUAGUUGCAUUGGUUCAGUUCCCCCAUUGGAGCAUGUUACUCCGGAUGACGAAGAUGUUCUCCAAGAGGAAAGUAUUGUGAAAGCACAAGCAAAAGAAGGCUUAGUUGAUCCUAAUGUCGCAGUACAGAUUCGUGGCCUUGGGAAGACUUAUCCUGGGACCACUCGACUUGGUUGCUGUAAAUGCAAAAGGAAAUCCACAUACCAUGCUAUUAAGGAGCUGUGGGUGAACGUUGCCAAAGAUCAGCUGUUUUGUCUUCUUGGACCCAAUGGUGCUGGAAAGACUACGACGAUAAAUUGUUUGACAGGAAUCACCCCAGUUACAGGGGGAGAUGCUUUGGUGUAUGGUUACUCUAUCAGAAAUUCGAUUGGCAUGUCAAACAUCAGAAAAAUUAUCGGAGUUUGUUCUCAGUUUGAUACCCUUUGGGACUUGUUGACUGGUGAAGAGCAUCUCUACCUUUUCACAAAUAUUAAAGGGCUCGCCCCUGCUUCAAUCAAAUCGGUGGUUGAAAAGUCACUGGCAGAGGUCAGACUAACAGAAGGAGGCAAAGUGAGAGCUGGGAGCUACAGUGGAGGAAUGAAACGUCGCUUAAGUGUUGCUAUAGCCCUUAUUGGUGAACCCAAAUUAGUGGUUUUAGAUGAACCCACAACAGGCAUGGACCCAGUUACAAGGAGGCAUGUCUGGAACAUAAUAGAGGUUGCCAAGAAAGGACGCGCUAUCAUCUUAACGACACACUCAAUGGAAGAAGCUGAUAUUUUAAGUGACCGUAUAGGAAUAAUGGCCAAGGGAAGACUUUACUGCCUUGGAACCUCAAUCAGGCUCAAAUCUCGCUUCGGAACGGGCUUUAUUGCCAAUGUGAGCUUCACUGCCAGCAAUGGUGCAAGUCCUCCUGGAGGAGAUGUGGUUUUGAAGACUGAUCAGGAGGCUGUGAAACAAUUCUUCAAAACUCAUCUGGAUAUUGUACCAAAAGAGGAGAACAAGACCUUUCUGACUUUUGUUAUACCCCAUGAUAGAGAAGCACUUUUGACGAAAUUUUUUGUGGAGCUCCAAGAUAAACAGGAAGAGUUUGGCAUAGCAGAUAUCCAGCUUGGUUUGACGACUCUUGAGGAAGUUUUUCUGAAUAUUGCAAAGCAGGCAGAGCUAGAAAAUGCUGCAACUGAAGGACGCUUGGUGACACUAACUUUGACAUCUGGAACCUCAGUCCAGAUCCCAGUGGGAGCUCGAUUUGUGGGGAUUUCUGGAACGCAAUCAGCUGAGAAUUCUAGAGGCGUCAUGGUUGAGGUAUAUUGGCAGCAAGAUGAUUCUGGUGCUCUUUGUAUUUCUGGACACUCUUCGGAAAUGCCUAUUCCUCCAUCCGUUCAACUACCCGCUACUUCAGCAGCAAAUACGCAUCGUAGUUUCUUGGGUCCAGCUCACGGGAUCGUGCUGGACCCAGAUCAAAUAACUACUGCCUAUCCUCAAUAACAUAUUCUUCUGCAAAUUUUAUCAGAGUGCCUGUAGAAGUUUACUUCAUCGAUAGGGUACUACAACUACAAUCAGCACUGUUAAGUUCAGCAUCCUAUAAAGUUGCUUCAGCUAGGAAUUAGCCGCUCAAUCGUACAGCUUUACAAAGGGUUUCUUGAUCAAUGUAUUGAAUUAUUCUCUGCAACAUAUAGUAAAGUUCAAUGCAGUUUCUGAACAUUUAUUUUGUUGUAAAAGGAUGUGCUGUUUCGGAAUAUAUUUGGUUCAAAUAUAGUCAGAAAAUCAGCUGAAUUAUCUUCA